GGGGCCAACAAGUGCUGUGGAGGAUACAAAGAGGCUGAGGCUGGCGUCACCUUCCGUUGCUAAGGGGAAUCAGAACUCCCCGGACCAACUGAGGAUCGAUUCAGAACGGCUGACACUUAAUGAUGCCAUUCGUCAGAUGGACCUUUUGAAGACAGAUAGCAUAUGAAUUUAACGGCAUAUUUUCCAGUUAAUACACAGGAAAGACUGGCAUACAAGUGACUAUUUUGUCUUGAACCUCUGCUCUUGGAACAUCAAGGAUGGAUUAUCCCAAAAUGGAUUAUUUUCUGGAUGUCGAGUCUGCUCAUAGACUCCUGGAUGUCGAGUCUGCUCAUCGAUUCUUCUAUAGUCAAGGAGCUCAAGCUCGCCGGGCGACCCUGCUCCUGCCUCCCACAUUAAUGGCGGCAUCUUCGGAGGAUGAUAUAGACCGGCGGCCCAUCAGAAGAGUCCGCUCCAAGAGCGACACGCCGUACCUCGCCGAAGCCAGGAUCUCCUUCAACCUAGGGGCGGCCGAGGAAGUGGAGAGACUGGCGGCCAUGCGUUCUGACUCCCUUGUCCCCGGAACCCACACCCCACCCAUCCGGAGGAGAAGUAAGUUUGCCAACCUGGGGAGGAUUUUCAAGCCUUGGAAGUGGAGGAAGAAGAAAAGUGAAAAGUUCAAACACACAUCUGCAGCCCUGGAAAGGAAAAUAUCCAUGAGGCAAAGCAGAGAGGAGCUGAUCAAGCGAGGGGUCCUGAAGGAGAUCUAUGAUAAAGACGGGGAGCUUUCCAUAUCGAAUGAGGAGGAUUCGCUGGAAAACGGACAGUCCCUGAGCUCCAGCCAGCUGUCUCUGCCUGCCCUGUCCGAAAUGGAGCCAGUCCCGAUGCCCAGGGACCCCUGCUCAUACGAGGUGCUCCAACCUUCAGACAUCAUGGAUGGGACAGUGUCUGAAGAGAGUCCCUCUGCCAAUGAGUCUGGAGCCCUCCUGUCCCAAGAUCCUUCAGCCAAACCAGUGCUGCUACUGCCCCCCAAAAAACCUGCUGCUUUCUCUGGAGACCAUGAGGACACCCCAGUGAAGCAGCUGUCCCUUCUCAAGCAGCCCCCCGCCCUGCCUCCCAAACCCAGUGCCAGGAUUGCCAACCACGUAACAGAUCCUGGCGCCCCUGUGAAAUUGCCUUGUCUGCCAGUGAAACUGUCCCCUCCGCUACCUCCAAAGAAAGUCAUGAUCUGUAUGCCUGUAGGGGGGCCAGACCUCUCCCUGGCGUCCUACGCGGCCCAGAAGAGCGGCCAGCAGAGCGGGGCCCAGCACCACCACACGGUCCUGCCAUCCCAGAUCCAGCACCAGCUGCAGUACGGCAGCCUCGGCCAGCACCUGCCCUCCGCCACUGGCUCCCUCCCCAUGCACCCCUCCGGCUGCAGGAUGAUAGAGGAGCUGAACAAAACGCUGGCCAUGACCAUGCAGAGGCUGGAAAGCUCUGAGCAGCGGGUCCCCUGUUCCACCUCUUACCACAGCUCUGGUUUGCACCCUGGGGAUGGUGUCACAAAAGCAGGACCUCUGGGACUCCCAGAAAUAAGACAAGUGCCGACUGUCGUGAUUGAAUGUGAUGACAAUAAAGAAAAUGUGCCUCAUGAAUCAGACUACGAAGAUUCACCCUGCCUCUACACAAGAGAGGAGGAGGAGGAGGAGGAGGAAGAGGAGGACAGCUCGCUGUACACCACCUCCCUGGCCAUGAAGGUGUGCAGGAAGGAUUCCUUAGCCAUCAAACUCAGCAAUAGGCCCUCCAAGCGGGAGCUGGAAGAAAAGAACAUCCUUCCCAGGCAGACGGACGAAGAGAGGCUGGAGCUGAGGCAGCAGAUCGGCAGCAAGCUCACCAGGCGGCUGAGCCAGAGGCCGACUGCGGAGGAACUGGAGCAGAGGAAUAUUCUGAAACCCCGGAAUGAACAGGAGGAACAAGAGGAGAAAAGAGAAAUCAAGAGGAGGUUAACUCGAAAGCUCAGCCAAAGACCCACAGUGGAAGAACUUAGAGAGAGGAAGAUCCUCAUCCGUUUCAGUGAUUACGUGGAGGUGGCCGAUGCUCAGGACUAUGACCGCAGGGCCGACAAGCCGUGGACCCGCCUCACCGCUGCCGACAAAGCUGCCAUUCGAAAGGAGCUCAAUGAAUUUAAAAGCACUGAAAUGGAAGUUCAUGAAUUGAGUAGACAUUUAACAAGGUUUCACCGACCUUAACAGUCAAAUUCCUCUUGAGUGCUAUGCUGUCUUUAAAACAUAAAUUUAUAAGAACCAUAAGUGCUGGUAUUUAUUCACUUCCCCAUUAUGAUGUAAAUCUUCUGAACUGCCUUUUUUUAAAAAGAAGAAGAGAAAUCAAAGGAAACCCGAUCAGGAUUCUCUUUGAGCAAACGCAAUGGUCGGUCCCGCUCGACGGUCUGCCGCCACCCCCGAGGACCCGAAGGCACCAGUGGGCCGGACCGGAGACCUCCCGGCGCUCAGAGCGGCCCUGGUCCUCUCCUGCAGGCCUGGCGGGCACCGUGUUCAUUUAGGCGCCAGCAAACCUCUUUCCCUGAAGUGUCGGUCACCUGGGUCCAAAGAAGGCGGUGGGUUCGGCCUGGAAUUGACGGUGCGGAUGGUCUGCUUGACUUUCUAGACGUGGCCAGACUCACUGGCUGCCAGCACGGCAUCUGGCUUGGGGGCCUCUUGGGAGGAGGCUGCUGAGAAGGGAGCACUGUUCUCAGUCACCCCAGUCCUUUCUCUCCCUUCAGCCGUCAUCCAUACAGUGAACAGAGGGGAAGUUGCUUUUCUGGGGGAGUCUGUGGUUGACUGUCGGUCUCGAGAGUGUGUGGCUGCAGGUGUGGGAGGCCGGUGCGGAGCGCCCAGCCUGUCCCCUUGCGCUGAGCCGAGCGGUCUCCCUGGAGCCCCGGUGUGCCAGGGGGAAGUUGUCAUCUGCUCAGUUCAAAUCAGUCGACCGGUCAGUGUAAAAGCAGCCAGAUGUCAUGGGCGGGCUUCUGCACCCAGCCACUGCUGGGGGACGUCCGUGUGUUGGUGCAUCCGCGUGUAAGGACCCUGUUGAGGACAGAGAGGCUGGGGUAAGAAACCGCUUGGCUGAUAUUCCUCACUUUCAUUUUCUCCGCGCACCCCAGGCCACUGACUGUACGGGCUGGAAGUCCGAAGCUUCUGAGUGUAGGACCAAUGCAUGCAAGCCCAAGAGCAGUCCCGAGAGCCUGGCUCGCCAGUCUCUGACAGACUGGGGCUCCAGAACCACCUGAUGGCCUUCUAGACUUUUGCGCUGAAGAGUCGCCGUGCGGGGGAGGAGGCCUCAGGGUUUGGCGUAUGCCAGCACGGCGCAAACACCAGCGCCCUGCCCGUGCUCUUCCUUCCCGCUCCUGCCCAUCUGGAGAGACUCCUUCCUCUCCCUCGUGGUGCUGGCAGGGCAGAUCGGGGGUGUCUCUCUAGCUGUCCUGUUCACUUGGGACCGCAGAAAGGCAGUGCCUUUCUGACGGGGGGCGGGGGGGUGUGAGGGGAGGAGGGAGUGGGAGGACAGCCCCCAGACCCUAAUGACGGUCUCCACGAGGCCCGCCGAGGCCGCUUCUGGUUUCCCGCCUGACAGACCCCCGCAGGGCCCCCCGUCGUGCUCUCCCAGGUACCGGGAUUUCUCUCGCCUAAUGGCUCGCUCUCCUCCACAUGUGCCCAGGAGUCAGAAGGAUCCCAGACUGGCCUUCCCAAAGCGUGUGGAAAGCAAGUUACUUUUGAGAUGCACGCCCAUCGACAAGGCCAUGUAACGUUACCCAGGCGUUAACAGCCCCUCUGGGCGGCGCUAGCCCAGGAGCGGGGCCGGGUCUGGGGGGAGCGCAGGGCCAUUCUUCGGGCCGUGCCCACUAGCCGCUGCAAAGCUGUCGUGCGCUUUUCCUGAACCACGGGGAGUGAGCGCGCCGCUGCCCGGCCCGAGGAGGGGCCGUCACUAGAUCCUUUGAUCUUCGAAUGUGGAAUCUGAUGGCUAACUGCCGUUGGGACGGUAUCGUUCAGGGAAAACGUGGUCGAGACUUCAGUGUGGCUGUAGAGACAGCCUUCCCGAAAGGCUUACUGACGUUUGAAUGUGCAAAUGGUAUGACGAGAGAUGUACGGCUCUUUCGUUUAACUUCUUGGCAGUGGGUAUGUGCCCCAGGCCAAGGUGCCGGCCUUGAUUUGAGUCUGAGCUUCCUGUAACUCACAGCAGGCUUCACGUGGCUCCCAGGGCCCUGACAUGAUGGGCAGGCCUGCCCCCCGGCCCAGGAGCGAGUCCUAAGGGAACUCAUUCCACUGCCUGGGCUCCUCCCUCGAGGGCCAACGGCUUCCUUGCUGCCUCUGGGUUCGGGGCCUCUGACUCCCUGGGAGCGGGACGCCCAGGUCAGUGUCCCUGCAGCCAUCCAGCAGCCCAGGUUCCCUGCCCAAAGUGCCCUCUGCUUGCAGUCUGCGUGGAGCCGGGGAGAGGCUGAACACAACUCAGCCCCCGUCCCCGCAGAGCACCCUCCGUGAGAAGUCAGCUGCAGGAAUCGGGGGCCCACCCUCCCUGCUACUGACCUCUCAGCCGCCGACGAGCUGGGCUGUGACUUCAAGCCCAGCUCCAGGGCUCAGCAACCUCCACGGACCGCAGGGCGGGCCCUCUGCCGUCGCCUUCCUGCCGUGAAAGCCCGAGGUCUUUCUAGAAAUCUAUCCAAAUUUCAUUUUUGGCCAUACUGUUAGGACAACUGGAAGAUGUGUUACUUUCUAAGAUGACAAAUUGACAAUUACAAAAAAAGAGAGAGCUGGGCUAGGUGGUUUAAAAUGCAUCCCUUUUCUGAAAAAGCUGCGAUUCUCAAAGGUCUUGUACGCACAGAUUUCCAGUUGGGCCUCCUGUCCUUUGGGUUAGUGUGAGGACGAGUGUGAAGUUUCUUGGGACCAGACAUUGCCGCCACCUCCAGCGACACAAGGGACUCCUGUCGGCCUCUUUGCUCCUCCAAAAUUGCUGAGCAAUUCCUCUCCAAAGGCCCUCCAAGCCCUGUAAAACUUUUAAAACUUUAGCCUUUAUGUCCAAUUAGAGAAACCAAACAGCGUGAUGGUAGAUGUGAUAAAAACAAAAAACCACAAACCUGAGUUUAUUUUUCUCCCGCUUAUGAACGUGUAUUUCUAUUUGCCGAAUGAAUAUUGUGGUGUGUGCUUCGAUGAAUGGGAUUUCAGGCUCUCCCCACGCACAGCCGGUGGGUGAAGGUCACCUCCGAUGACUUUUUCUUCCCAUCUGUCAACCCCCAAACCAGUUGCUUUUUCCAGUUGCUUCCCGGGUGUCUGUACAUAGUUUGUCUUUGUAAAGGAGUGCGCUCCUGUGUUCUAAUUUAACAGAUGAUGGCUGUGUGAGGAAGACGAUGUAAAUAGAAUACAAAUUAAACUGGA
Molecule: messenger RNA, 5375 nt
Organism: Suricata suricatta (meerkat)
Lineage: Eukaryota; Metazoa; Chordata; Mammalia; Carnivora; Herpestidae
Gene: PHACTR1
Product: phosphatase and actin regulator 1
Exons: 17
Coding region: 258-2204 (648 amino acids)
Biological process (GO): cell motility; stress fiber assembly
Molecular function (GO): actin binding
Source: RefSeq, a predicted model, not a curated record